Brachypodium distachyon (stiff brome) is the source of this 990-nucleotide messenger RNA. RefSeq names its product zinc finger protein GIS3. The transcript has a single exon. Lineage: Eukaryota; Viridiplantae; Streptophyta; Magnoliopsida; Poales; Poaceae. The coding region runs from base 199 to 774 and encodes 191 amino acids. Gene Ontology annotation, cellular component: nucleus. The record is from RefSeq and is a predicted model, not a curated record. Gene Ontology annotation, biological process: trichome morphogenesis; cytokinin-activated signaling pathway; trichome differentiation. Gene Ontology annotation, molecular function: DNA-binding transcription factor activity; transcription cis-regulatory region binding.
ACCCAUCCAUGCAUGCAUAUGCGUUUAAUUUCUCCACGCAGGUACGACUUAAUUCCCUCUCUACAUAAUAAGUAGAUAACCUCACGCAUAGCACUGCUAACACUUGACCGAGAAAGACAAACUACCACAUUAAACACAACACCUUAAGAUCAUCGAAGUGUCCAAGGAAUUAGCAAUUAAUAGCUAGGCCUAUCAUCCAUGGAGGGCUUGCAGAUGCAAAUUGAGCACAAGCCGGCCAAGAUCACGGUGAAUGCAAGCUCCUCUUCCUCAUCGCCGUCGUCACUAAGGAUCUUCGGCUACGAGCUCGAGGCGGCGGCGGCGGUGGCCACCAACAACAACGGCAACGAGGACGUGGCGGAGACCCAAGGGCGCGGCAGCAGCAGCAGAAGGUUCGAGUGCCAGUAUUGCUGCCGCGAGUUCGGCAACUCGCAGGCGCUGGGCGGCCACCAGAACGCGCACAAGAAGGAACGGCAGCAGCUCAAGCUCCAGCUCCAGCUCCAGCGCCGGCAGGAAAUGCCGGGGAACGCCGUGAUUGCUUUGGGGUCGCCAGCAGCGGCCUAUGACAACCCCGCUGCCGUCCACAGAUGGGUUUAUCUCGCGCGCCAGCAGCCAGCAACCUUCUUCCAUGCCCAGCGGCAGCCCAUAAACCACGCCCGCGCCGGCGCCGGCGCCGGGGGUGGUGUAUUUUUGUGCACUCCGGGGGAUGAUGAUGGCGCCGAGGACGAGAUGGGGCUGGACCUUCGGCUUAGGCUUGCCCCGGCCAGUUCGUCGUGAACCCACUUCGCCAAUGGACGAAGUUCAUGUACGGGAUGUGGUGUCCAUUGCCCACCUCUUUUUUUUUUCUUGAUGAUUUCUUUGAAUUAACCAUGUAAUGAGUUGCAUCUCCCAAAUUAAAGCCGGGUUUUCGUCUUUCCUUCGCGUGAGGAUCGGAUAUGUUCAUUCCGUCCAUGUUGAAGAAAUGACUCAAGGAUGUACAUCUGAUUUAUCAUA